Polypterus senegalus (gray bichir) is the source of this 1258-nucleotide messenger RNA. Its product is annotated as putative defense protein 3. The record is from RefSeq and is a predicted model, not a curated record. The transcript has 5 exons. The coding region runs from base 159 to 767 and encodes 202 amino acids. Gene Ontology annotation, molecular function: oxidoreductase activity, acting on metal ions. NCBI's taxonomy places the organism in Eukaryota, Metazoa, Chordata, Cladistia, Polypteriformes, Polypteridae.
AUAAUUAGCAUUUUCCUUAGAGCGCCGUACUGUGAUGCUAAUUGGCUCCGUGUCCUACUGUAAGUCAGGAGGGCACCACUUUCCCCGCCCCAAACAAGCGCCUUUUCUAUCCUUUGUAGUCCUUCUGAUCCUUCAUUUCAAGUACGAGCUGCUACAGAAUGGCAUAUGGAAAAGUUGUUUCCCUAGUAGUGUCUCUUUUCGUCGUGACCAGAGUGCAGUCUUAUCCCAGCGGAGCUCCUACUGGCGUUUGCUCUUCAAUGUUGCCUUCGCAUCCACCUGCCUCUCCUUCAAACAACACAUCGAUCUACACGGUGAACUUCACCGUAAAUGCCUACAAACCGGGGCAGGCUGUCUCAGUGAAAAUAGCAGGCAACCAGUACAAAGGAUUUCUUCUUGAGGCCAGAGAUGCUGGGCAAAAUAUAGUUGGAAGUUGGAUUUCUCCUCCAAGUAACUGCAAACUCAUAACUUGUACAACAGGGAAUGAUGCUGUCACCCAUUCUGAUAAUACACCAAAAGUACCUUCCCUACUCUUUCAGUGGAAAGCCCCGAGUGAAAAUUGCCCAAGCAAAGUCACAUUUUAUGCUACAGUAGUUCAAAGUGAAUAUGUUUUCUGGACAAUGCUUAAAUCAGCAGAUCUACAAUUAGAUAGCACCUCAUUCUGUCCAACAACCAAAAAUAAUGCUGCACCCAAAAUGGGACAUACAAGCUACACCUUUUUCUAUACUGUCACAUUGUUUCUUUUCACUUCUUGUCUUCUUAAUAUAUGAAAUAUGUCUUUCAUAAUUUGAAACAUUAAUUUACCGCAUUAAUGUCAUGUCAUUCCAUAUGUAAGUUUGUAAACGAAGACAAACUGUAUAAGAAAUUAUUUUUUAAGUAACAGUUUCCAUUAUUUACAUGUAUUGAAAUUGCUUAAAAUCUUUUUCCACAAAUGUGCAACAUCUUCUGUUGCUCACUAUGUGGGAUUGUUGGUGAAUGCAUAAAUAAAUAAGUACAUAUAUACAGUUAAUAAUGUAUAGAGUACAGUAAUUGUUCUGUGUAACUUAGAACAUGAUCAUUUCUCAUUAUCAUGCCUAAAUUAUGUAUUUGUAAAAAAAUUUGAUUAAUAUGAUACUUGUCAAUAUAAUUAUAUUGUAAUAUACUUUUUCUUAUGAAAUCAUUUAAUUCCCUGAUGUCUUCAUUUAAUUAGUCUAACCAAUUUAUUUUUUAAUGUUGCAAUAUUUUUUUAUUUGGCAUCUUACCUCUGUAAAAAUGAUUAAAA